Carica papaya (papaya) is the source of this 805-nucleotide messenger RNA. Its product is annotated as axial regulator YABBY 5-like. Gene Ontology annotation, biological process: cell fate commitment; abaxial cell fate specification; multicellular organism development. NCBI's taxonomy places the organism in Eukaryota, Viridiplantae, Streptophyta, Magnoliopsida, Brassicales, Caricaceae. Gene Ontology annotation, cellular component: nucleus. The record is from RefSeq and is a predicted model, not a curated record.
GGGUUAUUCCUAUAUUCAAACUAAGCACUAAAGUCGAGGCAAAAGUUGAACUGUGGAUUACUGCAUCAAUAUCAGAAAACCUUUGUUUUUUCUCUUGUCUUGAUUGAUAUCUUACUUUCUUGGAUCAAGAGAAAGAAGAUCUUUUACAGAUCCCCAAGUGAGAGUCCCAUGCAGCAGCUUGUAUGAUAUUGUGACCAUCCGGUGUGUGCAUUGCAGCAACCUUUGGUCUGUGAACAUGGCAGCCACGUUACAGUCAAUGUCAACACAAGAUCUUCAUCAGGCACAUAAUUACUACAACACGUAUCUUAGCCUUGGAACUGAGCUGGGUUCCUCAUCCAAUUGCAACAAAAAGGAAACCAAGCUACCAGAAGCUCCAACCUUUCAUCCAUCUGGGAAAAGACAGCGAGGACCUUCUGCAUACAAUCAGUUCAUGAAAGAGGAGAUUCAAAGGAUCAAGGCAAUUAACCCAUGUAUCAGCCACAAGCAAGCAUUUACCACUGCUGCAAAGAAUUGGGCACACCUUCCUCAUACUCAUUUUGGGCUCACAUUGGGAGGCCAACAAUCAGGCUGCAAAUGAAAGAUGGAUGAUAUUUACCUCUCAUUUUGGGAUUGUUAAGUUGAAGAUAAUCCGCCACUGGGAGUUUAUCUCGGGACCUAUCUCAUCUUCACCUCAAUAUUGAGAAAGUUAUUUCAGUUUAUCUCUUUUGGCUACUGUUGUACUCUUUUUUCUGCUGCUUCUUCAAGUAAUUCUGUCUUGUGACUAUUAAAUUUCUAUCUUGGUUAAUUUAGGUUUCUUGUUUGACUA